Sceloporus undulatus (fence lizard) is the source of this 4212-nucleotide messenger RNA. RefSeq names its product WD repeat domain 6 (gene WDR6). NCBI's taxonomy places the organism in Eukaryota, Metazoa, Chordata, Lepidosauria, Squamata, Phrynosomatidae. Gene Ontology annotation, molecular function: protein binding. The coding region runs from base 403 to 3717 and encodes 1104 amino acids. Gene Ontology annotation, cellular component: cytoplasm. The transcript is spliced from 7 exons. The record is from RefSeq and is a predicted model, not a curated record. Gene Ontology annotation, biological process: tRNA methylation.
AGCCCCAUUGAAUGGGAGCCAGCCUGGCCCAGGAUUUGAGCGCUACUGGACUGACUCUGGGGACCUGGGCUCGGAUCCCUGCUCUGCCAUGGAAACCCACUGGGUUUCCUCCGAGGCUGAUAGAGAGUCACUUGGCCCCCCAAGGCCUUGCCAUGGCCUUCCUUUGAGGCUGAGAGAGUGACUUUGCCCAAGGUCUUACUACAGUAUUGACUUCCCUUGAAGCUGAGAGAACACUCAAACCACUACACCACACUGGCUCUUCGGUUCACCUUAGGAUCACCCCAAGUCAGAAACAACUUGAAGACACACAACCACAACAACAACAAUUCCCAUGAGCCCAGUCAGCAGUGAAGUCUGGAUGCCCUAAUCUAAGAGGAAAAGAAUCAUCACGGAUCCACUGCAAUGGAAACAGAAUUGCUGCUGGCACCUAUCACUGCUCUGGAGAUCGUGGGAGAUCAUCUUGUGGCAGGUGAAGGACCCAACAUAGCUAUCUACUCUCUGGAGCCUGAUGUCAUCCACUCAGUGAGAUGCUCUAAACAAGUCCUUCGGAGCUACAACAUCCAUGGUAUCAAGGAACAGCAAAAUGUGGUUCCAGAAACCAAAGCAUCCACCAGUGUGGCCAUUUUUGGAGGUAAAAGUCUUGUUGUCAUACGGCUCAGUUUCCAGGAUGGACUAGUGAACAUAACAGAGGUCUUUCCUCUCACUGAGAUACAUGACUGGAUCUGGGACUUGCAGUGGCUAGAGAGCAAAGCUGAGACGCCCAGCUGCAUGGCUUUGGCCCUGGGCCACAACUCAGUGGCCCUGUAUGACUGUAUUGGCCAGAGGGUCCUUCGAGAAGUGCACUGCCAAGAGAAGUGCAUCCUCUACUCCGCCCACUUGGUGGGAAGCAGCUGGGACACUUUGGUUCUGGUGGCAGGAACUGUCUUCAACCAGCUGGUGAUUUGGAGCAUGGAUGACCCAGUUGAGGGCCCAGGCAGGAUAAAGCCCCGCUGCAGGAUCAGUGGGCACAAAGGUGUCAUCUUCAGCAUUUGCUUCAUGGAGAGCAAAAAUAUCUUGGCUUCAGCCUCGGACGACAGAAGCCUGAGGCUGUGGGGCAUUGGUGACCUCAGAGCACCCCCCGAUCAUGUCCCAUGCUUGUUGGUCUGCUAUGGGCAUCAAGCAAGGGUCUGGUCUGUUAGGCUGCUGAGAGACUACAUCAUCAGCAUUGGGGAGGAUUCAGCUUGUCUUGUGUGGGACUACCAUGGUGAGAUUGUGCAGAGUUUCAUGGGACACAAGGGCCGUGGCCUUUGGGCCGUGGCUGUGCAUGAGGGGCGAGGCUGGGUGUUCACAGGCGGGGCUGACUCUGGUAUUAAGCAUUGGAACCUGAAGGGUCAGAGGACCGACAGGAAUGCUCUCGUACGACUGAACUUCUCUUCGCCUCAGAGAGAAGGAUCGCCCAGAGUGGUAAAACUUGUGGAUGUCAACCAUCUUCUGGUCCUGACUGAUGCUGGGACUCUCUAUGCCUAUGACCUGACCUCAAAAACAUGGGUGUUGAUCCUUGAGGAUUCUGCCUAUCGGUCCUACGGUCUCCUGGAAGUGUCUGAGCUUGUCGGUGGUUGCGUUUUGUGUGCCAUGGGUAAUCUGUCAGGACAGGUCAAAAUCUUCCCUCUCCACAGCCCCAUACAAAGCAUGGAGCUCCACUUGUAUGAGGGGAAAGUGCACAGCCUGAACUGGGCCCCCUUUCCAGGACAAGGCACAAAUACUUGCAGUCUCUGUGCUUCUGGCCCUGCUGGUGCUAUGCUAUGGCUGGAAGUUUCUUGCCACCCACAUGAAAGAGUGACUGUGGUGGUGAAGCAGUGCUUCCUCUUGCCUCUCUGCAAAAAGCGAUGGCACACCUGUGCUGUUUUCCUGCCCCAGGGGGAGUUUCUGCUUUGUGGAGAUCUCAGGGGCUCUGUAAUGCUGUUUGCAUGCAAGCCGGCUCUUACCUGGGAGAAGGUGUCGGGGAGACGUGAACUGGACCACUCUGAGUCACACGUUAUCUGUGACAUGCCUGAGCUAUGUUCUGAUGGCCCUGUCUCUCUGCUCUUUGGCCUUCAUGGGAAGCUUGGCGUGACUUCUGUCACCUGCCAAGGGGAUUUUGUCUACAGCACAGGCCGGGAUGGCUGCUACCGCCAGCUCCAAGUGCAGGGCCAGCAACUCCAGAUGCUCAGGAAGCACAAGCCCUGCAGAGGCCUGGAGUGGCUGGAAGAGCUGCGCUUUGCUCCAGAUGGGAGUACCUUGGUCCUAGGAUUCCAUGCUGCCCAUUUUGUGCUCUGGAGUGCCACCACCAAUGAGACACUGCUCCUUAUCCCCUGUGGUGGUGGCCACCGCUCUUGGAGCUACACCCGCUGCCUCUCUGCAGAGACCUUUGCAUACAUCAAAUCUGGGGACGUGGUGAUGUACCAAAGCAGUGAUGCGCCCAGUGGGCAGUGUGUCCUCAAAGAGUCAUUGCAUGGCCGGGAGCUGACCUGCGUGUGCCACGUUGGAACUCUGAGAGCAUUCAGGCAGGAGCUGGUCAGCGUCCUUGCCACAGGGAGCGAGGACAACACGGUCAACAUCCUAGCCUUUGGGGUGCAGUCCCACUUGAUGACCCAGCUCACAACCAUCAACGACCACAUCUCCAGUGUGAGGGCUCUGGCUGUGGCCAGGAACAAUAUCCCAUGUCAAGAGGCAGAAAGUAUCUCCACUGUGCUUUUCUCAGCUGGAGGCCGGGCCCAGAUUGAGUGCUACCGACUGCUGCUCAGCCCAAGUCACACGUCACGCAGUGGUGUAGCCUGUCAGCUGGCCCAUGUGGCAUCCCACCGCCUAGAUGAGCAAUGGGACCGCAUGAAGAAUAAACACAAGUGCAUCAAAAUGGAUCCAGAAACCAGGUAUAUGUCUGUUGUGGUGCUGGCUGGUGCUGAAAAUGCCAAGCUGCCUGGGCCUUCAUUCUUCCUUGCAGCUGCCUGCAGUGAUGGAUCUGUAAGACUUUUCCUGCUGCUGGAGCGUGUCCAGAAGCUGUGGCUUAUAGCAGAAUCCUUUCACCACCAGCACUGCGUCCUGAAGGUCCAGGCCUUUGUGCACCAGACUGCAGGUGGAAGAAGGCGACACUUCUUGGGCAGUGCAGCCACAGAUGGGAGCAUUGCAUUUUGGGACAUCACUGAUACCCUCAACCUUGCUGCUGAGGUCAUAAGGGCAGAAAGCAAAGAGCUGGAGCUCCUGGCCCUGGGAACUCCAGUGUUGACUACUCAGGCUCACAGCUGUGGGGUGAAUAGCCUCCACAUCCAGGAAAUGGCAGGUGGGCAUUUCUUUGUUGCCAGUGGCAGUGAUGAUGGUUCCAUCUCGCUCAGCAUUAUUGAUGUGAAUGCCAAAAGCACCGCUGGUGGGCAGUCUGUUGCUGGGACUGGCAUCUGCAUCCUCAGAACAUUCUCAAGGCUUGGAGCCCACGCAGCUCAUGUGACGGGCCUGAAACUCCUACCCAAAGACUUCCUCCUUUCUGCUUCUGUGGACCAGCGCCUGACACUCUGGCACUUUUGUGAGGAUAGUCUGUCUUUUGUCUGCAGCAAGUUCUGCCAUGUGGCUGAUGUGGCUGCCCUGGAAUGCUGGGAAAUAGAGGGGUGCAACUAUGGCAGUGUGUUAUGUGGCCAGGGUCUGGAAGUACUCUCUUGCAGCCUGAAGGAACAAGGUGCAGAAAUAAAUGGUGGUGGUGUGAGAGUAUGAAGUUAUUUAAUUGGGUGGGAAAUGCCAAAAAGCAGGUAUGUUUGUCAUCCAGGCAGAAAGGCAUCACACUGUAGCAGCCAGGGCCAUAAGAAGCCUUUUGGGAAAGGCUGCUUCCAUGGCAGUUGAACAGAUACUGUUGGCUUUCUGACAUCAGUAGGUGUCUUUGAAAUAUGUCCUGACAUCCAACCUCUCCUUUUGAACACUGAGGUGGAAUCAAAACUUUGAAAGUUACCUUUUUGCACCAACUCCCAGAAUCCCCCAGUCAACAUGGCUAGGGGAUCCUGGGAAUUUCAAUGUAAAAUGCUAACUUAUCCAGGAUGUGACUCCAAGGAACACGGGGUACUAUGUUAUGCCAAGUCAUACUCAGAAGGAGCGAUCAGGCAGACCCAGAAACAUCAGGGACUGCCUGAAGGAAGAGGCCCCUCACUCCUCAACUGUCACCUCGGCCUCAGAGGGAGCGAUCAGGCAGACCCAGCAACAUCAGGGACUGCUUGA